This is a messenger RNA of Vidua macroura (Pin-tailed whydah), 2388 nucleotides long. RefSeq names its product Sp5 transcription factor (gene SP5). Lineage: Eukaryota; Metazoa; Chordata; Aves; Passeriformes; Viduidae. The record is from RefSeq and is a predicted model, not a curated record. Gene Ontology annotation, biological process: regulation of transcription by RNA polymerase II. The transcript is spliced from 4 exons. Gene Ontology annotation, molecular function: DNA-binding transcription factor activity, RNA polymerase II-specific; RNA polymerase II cis-regulatory region sequence-specific DNA binding. The coding region runs from base 1 to 1836 and encodes 611 amino acids.
AUGCGCCGGCUCCCACUAGGGAAGAGGAAACUUUUCCUUUCUGUUUCCCGGCUGCCCGGUUUGUCGGUGCGUCUGUCUGAGAGAGCGCUUGCUGCUCCUGGCAGCCUGCUGCUCCUCCCCGGGCCCGGCUGGGCGCCUGGCCUGGCCCUGCGCCAGGCGGGGGCUCCCGGUAACAAGGGGGCAAUGCCGGCUGAGCGAAGUGAAACAAAUCCAGCUACCAAAGGAGAAAAUGCGCGGUUAUUUGCCGAGUCAUAUCGAGGGCAUACCCCUCAGCCUCGGGGGAAGGGCGGGCGGAGGGAGGGAGCGGGGAGGAACCACCGACAAUUGCUCCAGGGAAGUUCUACGGCUGGGAUCGACCAGCCCCGACCAGACCAACAAACACACCAUAGGAGCUUUGUGGAUUCAAAGGAUUUGCUUUCGCUUCUGAAAGAGCCGCUAUUCUUUGAUGAUUGGGUAGCGGCAAACUUCAAAGCCAUAAAUCUUCUCUCUGACUGGUUGGCGGCCCGGCAAAGUCCUUAUCAAAUUCUUGGAGGUGAUCCUGGCGCAGUCAGACAGUCCGCGGAGAUCGCGCAGCGCGGGGGGGGUGGGACGCGCACGGAGGCGAAGAGAUCAGAAGGAAAGAGAGAGAGAGGGGGAGAGAGAAGGAAACUGGGCAGCUUCUCGUCUUCCCCUCGGCGUCCUCAUGCCUCGGCAGUGCCCCGGCGCCUUCCCUUCGCCCCGGGCGCAGUAGCCAUGGCCGCGGUGGCUGUCCUCCGGAACGACUCCCUCCAGGCUUUCCUCCAGGACCGCACCCCCAGCGCCUCCCCAGACUUGGCCAAGCACUCGCCUCUGGCUCUUCUGGCCGCUACUUGUAGCCGGAUCGGGCAGCCGGGCGCAGCGCCCUCGGAUUUCCUGCCGGUCUCCUACGACCCGACGCUGGGAUCCCCCUCUAGGAUCUUCCACCCGUGGAGCGGCGAGAUGCCAGCGCACUCCCCAGGAGGGCUGCCUCCGCCGCAUCCCAGCUUGGGGUUGACCCCUCAGAAGAACCACCUGCAACCCUCCUUCGGAGGUUCUCACGAACUGCCCCUCACCCCCCCGGCGGACCCCUCCUAUCCCUACGAGUUCUCCCCCGUCAAGAUGCUGCCCUCCUCCAUGGCCGCCCUGCCGUCCAGCUGCCCGCCCGCCUACGUCCCUUACGCCGCCCAGGCCGCCCUGCCGCCCGGGUACUCCAACCUGCUUCCGCCCGCCCAGCCCUGCCGGCAGCUGUCGCCCAACCCGCCGCCCGAGGACAUCCCCUGGUGGAGCAUUCAGCAGGCCAGCGCCCCGGGCGGCUGCGGCCACCGCUUCCCCGCAGCGGCGGCGCUGCCGCGGAGCUUGGUGCUGGGGCACUCGGACUUUGCUCAGUACCAGACGCAGAUCGCCGCCCUGCUGCAGACCAAGUCUCCCCUGGCGGCAACGGCCAGGAGGUGCCGCCGCUGCCGCUGCCCCAACUGCCAGUCGGCCGCGGGCAGCGCCCCUGAGGCGGAGCCGGGCAAGAAGAAGCAGCACAUCUGCCAUAUCCCCGGCUGCGGCAAGGUGUACGGCAAGACCUCGCACCUGAAGGCGCACCUGCGCUGGCACACGGGCGAGCGGCCCUUCGUCUGCAACUGGCUCUUCUGCGGGAAGAGCUUCACCCGCUCCGACGAGCUGCAGCGGCACCUGCGGACUCACACGGGCGAGAAGCGCUUCGUCUGCCCCGAGUGCGGGAAGCGCUUCAUGCGCAGCGACCACCUGGCCAAGCACGUCAAGACCCACCAGAAUAAGAAGCUGAAGGCGGCGGCGGACGGCGUCAAGCGGGAGGACAGCCGCGACCUGUGACCGCCGGGACAGCCGGCGGCUGCUGCCUCUGCGGGCCGAGCCGAGCCGCGGCGGGACCCGGGCGGGGGGCGUUUCUACGCCGGGGACAAGGCGGCGGCGGCAGGGAGAGGGCGGCCGGCUCUCGGACUCUCGCCGGGCACGGCGAGCAGUACCCCGGCCGGGGGCGGCCUCCGCGGACCCUCAGGUCCGGGACUGGACGCUCAUAGGGCCCCGGGGCCGUUCAGAGGCAGGCGCCCGACCCGGCCUGGAGCGCGGCUGAGGAGGGUCCCAGGCGCUGGGGCACGAGCGGGACCGGCCCAGUCCGGCCGCGGGGAUCGAGGCUUAUAGACACCUGGGGGUGAUGUGGCAGCGUCGGUGUGGCCGCGCUGGGGCUCGGCCUUCGUGCUUUCAGGGUAACAGACUGAAGUUUUGUGUACAGGUUAUUUAAUAGUUACGUUUGAAUACACGUGUUCCCCUCCGUCUUCGACCCCGCGCGGGGUCUAGCAUGAGAUGUUUCUGUAAAGCGACCCGCGACCGCAGCGUGAAAUAAACACGUUCACACCGGGGUCAGCA